Gasterosteus aculeatus aculeatus (three-spined stickleback) is the source of this 1087-nucleotide messenger RNA. It is a transcript of the gene mettl21a, whose product is annotated as methyltransferase 21A, HSPA lysine. Gene Ontology annotation, cellular component: cytosol; protein-containing complex. The record is from RefSeq and is a predicted model, not a curated record. NCBI's taxonomy places the organism in Eukaryota, Metazoa, Chordata, Actinopteri, Perciformes, Gasterosteidae.
GUAAAACACCGUAACUUCUCACCGAAGAAGAACCCGCACUGCGCAUCAACACUGUGUCAAAUAACAAGCACACCGCUAUGCUAUAAAGUGCGCGUCCUGCUUGUCUCGCAGCAUGGCUCUAGUUCCGUACGUGGAGAACCCGCUACCGGCUCUCUCCAAGCUCCACAACUCAUCGGCGCAGUUCCGGUUCGCCGACCGCGACCUCCGCCUGGCGCAGGACUGGAAGAGUCUCGGGGUGGCCGCGGUCGUGUGGGACGCGGCCGUCGUCAUGUGCAUGUACCUGGAGAUGGGCACGUUGGAGUUAAAGGGGAAAGGGGUCAUCGAACUGGGAGCCGGCACCGGACUGGUGGGCAUCGUCGCGGCCCUGAUGGGUGCCAAAGUGACCAUCACUGACCGAGAGCCAGCCCUGGACUUCCUCUCCGCCAACGUGAAGGCCAACCUGGCCCCGGACUCCCAGGGGUCAGCGGUCGUGUCCGAGCUGAGCUGGGGGCAGGACCUCGAUCGCUACCCAGCCGGGGGGUUCGACCUGGUCCUGGGGGCGGACAUUGUCUACCUGGAGGACACCUUUGUGCCGCUGCUGCAGACCCUGGAGCACCUGUGCUCGGACACCACCGUGGUGCUUCUGGCCUGCAAGAUCCGCUACAAACGAGACACGGACUUUCUGAGCAUGCUGAGGAGGCAGUUCAGGGUGGAGGAGGUCUACUAUGAGACACAAAGGGACAUCCAUGUGUACAAAGCCUGGAAAGUGUCCCCCAGAGAGGACUUGUGAUGACUGGGUGUCCGAUCCAUUCAGGUUCACUGCCUUCUUAGUUGUGGUAAUUCACUGUUUUUUUGUUUGUUUUUUUUGCAUACAAAUAAAGAUGUUUAAAACAAAUAUUACCAGAAACACAUUUAUUAACAGCUGCCAAAAAUGUAAUAUGUGAAUAGCUCUAACGUAAUGCACUGUAUCAUACACGUUGGUGCUGACAUUUAGAAAUUGUGAAUACAAAAUGAAUGAAAAGCAACAUUAAAAAAAUAAAAGCAUAGUAAUGACUAAAUAAUACAACAUGGCAUUCCACUAUGACGAAAAUAUACUUUUAGUUCAGUG